This is a messenger RNA of Apiotrichum porosum, 633 nucleotides long. RefSeq lists its product as uncharacterized. The transcript has 6 exons. NCBI's taxonomy places the organism in Eukaryota, Fungi, Basidiomycota, Tremellomycetes, Trichosporonales, Trichosporonaceae. The record is from RefSeq and is a predicted model, not a curated record. Bases 1 to 633 code for a protein of 210 amino acids.
AUGGCCACAGACCAACCCUCGUCCACAGGCCCAGUCCCGGGCCCAUCACGCCAGCGUCGCCAGUCGCAGAGCACACUGGCAGCCGUGGACCGUCGUCGUUCCAGGAUGAGUCCAACGCGUAUCGUCCUCGCGCUCCUCAAGCACGGCAAGUACGUUGCUGCCGGUGCCGCGGGCAUCUGGUGGCUCGACCUGCGCGCUGCUGCCGAGAACGUUCUUGACGGCGAAGAUGGAUGGGCAAAGCGCAUGCUGAAGGCUCAUAUUGGCCUGCAGGGGCUCACUAUUGUCUUCUUCCUCUACCUUACGCUCUUCCUUCCAUGGGUGAGGGGCUACAUCCCCAAUUACCCUAAAUGGCAAGCGUCGCGUCGACUUCGCGUCAUUGUGCCAGCCCUCACGACCUCGAUCCUCCUCGGAUGGACGCUACUCGUUUGCGCGCUUAGCCAUGCCGCGAACCCUGUCCCCGGAGGGCCGAUCCGCGACGCGAUCCGCGAUGCCCUCAACGUCGAAAACGUCAAGCCUGGGCUCGGUGUCAUGGGCGCCAUGGCUGGAGCGACGGCCGUGUAUACGCUCGUGUUUGGUCUCCUGGGCUUCAUCCCAGCUCCCAACGUUCCAGUUCGCAUCAAGAAGAGGCAGUAA